UCUGUUAGGUUUUGACCUUGGCGAAGGCUGAACAUUUUGCCAAAAUGGCUGCCAACAGCGAAAAGGAAACGGCCCAGCUCAAAAUUGUUGUGUCUGCAUUUCGAAAACAAGCUGGUCGUUUCAAAGCAAAGAAUCCUGCACCAAUUUUGGCGGCUGCUGCAUCUCUCGCCGGCGAUGGGGUGUGUGCGCGCUGCCUGCUGCGCGUGGCAGGACACACCAUCUUUGACGACUACGCCCUGCCGGCACCCAGCAGCGAGCAGCUGCAGAAGGCGCUAGCGGCGGCGGCGGCACCGCAGCGCGCGCCGUCGCCCUCGCCGCCGCUACUGGCGCGGGGCGCGACGCCGGAGGGGGCCCCUGACAGCUCGGCGCCCACUCCACAACCGGCGAUUGAGGAGGAGGCCGCCGCAGAAGGGGCUGGGCGCCAGGAGGCGCAGCCUCCGGAGCUGGCGGCAGCGGCGGCGGCAGCGCCGGAGGGGGCGGCGGCGGCGGCGGCGGUGCAGGAGGCGCCGGCUACGGCCCUGAACAACGCAGCCGCGGACACCGCAGUCCCGGACGCGCCGAUGCGCGCGAGUGCUACUGCCGCCGCCGCAGGCCCCUCUGCGGGCCCCUUGGGGGGCUGUAGCAGCCCUGCUCCUGGCGCCCGGGACUGCCCCAUGUGCUUCGGGCUACUGCCGCGCCUGUUUGACGACCGGCCCCUGCAGCCGCAGCAGCAGGAACAGCUGCUACAGCCGCAGCCACAGCUACAGCCGCAGCCACAGGCGCAGCUACAGCCGGGCGGCGGGACUUCCGCAAACGGGGCAACAGCGACGGCAGGGGUGGCGGCUGCGGCGCCGGUUGACGCCGCCUGGCUGCGGCUGCAGCUGAGGGCUGUAGCAGGCGGCGGCGGCGGCGGCGGCGGCCCGUUGGCGGGGCACGAGCUACUGCCACCGCAGGCGGUCUGCGCCGCCGGGGUGGCGGUGGCGGCACUGCGGCAUGCUGCGGUGGGGCCGCCGGGGGCGGCGGAGCUCAUUGCCGCCGCGGCAGCCGCCGACGCGUCGGCAGCGGGGGCCGAGCCCACCGAAGGCGGCGCCACAGGCCCCAACAGCGGCGGCAGCGGUGACGUGGAAAUGGCGGACGCGGCGGCGGCCGCCGCCGGCGGCCAGCCGCCUCCGCUGCCGCCGCGGCUGCGGGGUCUGCAGCUGGGGCCUCCGCUGCCGCUGCGCACCUUCUGUCUGGAGGUGGGCGUGGGGCCGGCCUCGGCGCCGCUGCGGGAGCUGGCGGUGCAUGCGGCGCUGAGCAGCCGCUACGAGGCGCAGCAGGUGCCGUGCGGCGGGUGGCGGGUGUGCGACAUCACGCCCAUCACAGCCGUGCUCAGGCGGGCUCUGCCGCCGGUGCUGGGCUCGCGGCUGGGCCUGGAGCCGGCGGCGCCGCAGUCCGCCGACCUCACGGUGUCGUUGGCGGCGCUGGAUGGCGGCGCGGGACUGGAGGACGUGCGGGCGCUCUUGGAAGACCAGGCCGCGCUACAGGCCCGCCGCUACGCCUUUGCCGGCGGCGGCCCCGACACAGGCCGCGGCGGCGGCGGCGGCAGGCACGGCCGAGCCAACAAACGCCAGCGCCACAACCAGCAGCAGCAGCAGCAGCAGGGCCGCGGCGGAAGGGAGGCGGCUGCGCCGCCGGCGGCUGUAGCGCCGCCGCCGGUGCCGGAGUCACGUGUGCGGGCCAUGACUGCGGACCAGGCGCUUGCAGCUAGCAGUAGCAUGCCACGACACGUGGUGAUGAAGACCUUCCCCUGGCCGCCCCGGCCCCGCGGCAGUAGCAGCAGCAGUAGCAGCAGCAACGGCGGCAACGGCAGUAGCAGCAGCAGCGGUGCCAAGGGUCCUGAGAACGGGGGCGCGGCAGCGGCAGCGGAGGCGCAGGCGGGGGCGGAGGCGGCUGUGGCAGAGGCGGCUGGGCCGGGUCCCGAGUCAGAGAAGGCGGCAGCGGAGGCGGCGGCGGCUGUGGCGGAGGGCGGCGUGCGUUUGUUUGUGCGCGCCGAGCGGCCGCCCAUCCUCAUCGCCGGCAGGUACUGCAAGCUGCGGCGCCACAUGCCCCAGAGCCCCUGGUUCGACAUGGGCAGCGGCCAGCGCAUCGGCGGCGUGUCGGUGCAGGAGGCCCUGGAGGGCUGGCUGCUGCCGCUGUGGGGGUGCUGCACGGCAAAGAUGGUCACGGGCGGGCGCGAGGACGCCGACGUACGAAUGCUGGGCGCGGGCCGGCCCUUCAUCCUGGAGCUGCAGGGUCCUCUGCGUGCCAGUCCGCCGGCCGCCACCCUGAGGGAGGUGGAGCGACGCAUGCGCGCCAGCCACUGCGGCGCCACGGCUCAGGGCCUGACGCCGUGCGGGCGGCCCGCGCUGGAGGCCAUUAAGGCCGCGGAGGACAGCAAGGAGAAGACCUACGCCGCGCUGUGCUGGGCAGCCUGGAGCGAGCAGGGGGAGGAGGAGGCGGCGGCGGCGGCGGGGCCCAGUGGUGGCGGCAGUGGUGGUGGCAGUGGUGGUGGCAGUGGCGGUGAUGGUGGCGGUGAAGGGGCGGAGGCAGAGGGAGCAGGGGUGGGAGCAGUGGCGGCGGCGCAGUACCGGCCUCUGCCGGCGGCGGCUCUGGCGGCGCUGGUGGCUCGUUGCGGCGGGGCGGGCGGUGUGACGGCAAUGCAGGACACACCCGUGCGUGUGCUGCACCGCCGGGCGGCCAAGAUCCGACCGAAGUGGUUGCGAGUGGAGUCGGCGGAACUGGUGGCGGCGGGGCCGGAGGCGGCGGCGGCGGCCGCAGCAGCAGCAGGAGCUGCAGUCGGUGGCUCGCAGGCGGCGGCGGCGCCGCCGGCUGAGUCGCACUACUUUGUGCUGAAGCUGCGAACCCAGGCGGGCGCCUACGUGAAGGAGUUCUGCCACGGCGACUUCGGCCGCUGCCGGCCGUGCCUGGGGGAGGUGCUGGGGCAGGUUAUGGCGGAGAUACGGGGCAGGGGGCGGCAGCAGGAGGGGGGGCAGGAGGAGGGGCAGGAGGGGAAGCAGGGGGCAGAGAAGGAGCAGGGGGCCGCGAAGGAGCAGGAGGGGAAGGGCAAGGCGGGGGCGGCGGGGGUGCGGGCGCUGCCGGUGCACUGUGAGAUUGUGCAGCUGGACGUGCUGGACGUACACCUGGAGGACUGGCCGUGAGGGGGGUUAUGUGCCCGAGCCCAAUGAGUCCCAAUGAGUCAAGGAGAAUCGUUGCCGAACCCAGAAAUGCAGGUGGUGUGGUGGUUCAGGUGGUGGAGUGGCCGUGAGUGGGGGCUGUGGGGGCAGGAGGUUGCAGAGCGUGGAGCGAGAACUGAGGUGGAGGCGUGUGUAUGCUGGGAGUAGCAUGCGUCAUCGUGACCACACGCCACACUUAUCGCUGCCCCCACGCCACGUGUCGUGCCUGGACUCUGAAGCAAGCCUGUAAGCGAUCGGAGUGGCGGUGUAAGGAGGCCUGAUU
Molecule: messenger RNA, 3456 nt
Organism: Chlamydomonas reinhardtii
Lineage: Eukaryota; Viridiplantae; Chlorophyta; Chlorophyceae; Chlamydomonadales; Chlamydomonadaceae
Exons: 9
Coding region: 45-3158 (1037 amino acids)
Biological process (GO): tRNA pseudouridine synthesis
Molecular function (GO): pseudouridine synthase activity
Source: RefSeq, a predicted model, not a curated record